This is a messenger RNA of Triticum aestivum (bread wheat), 936 nucleotides long. RefSeq names its product receptor-like serine/threonine-protein kinase SD1-7. Gene Ontology annotation, molecular function: ATP binding; protein serine/threonine kinase activity. NCBI's taxonomy places the organism in Eukaryota, Viridiplantae, Streptophyta, Magnoliopsida, Poales, Poaceae. Bases 1 to 936 code for a protein of 311 amino acids. Gene Ontology annotation, biological process: protein phosphorylation. The transcript is spliced from 6 exons. The record is from RefSeq and is a predicted model, not a curated record. Gene Ontology annotation, cellular component: plasma membrane.
AUGUUCGUAUUAUUUGUCUUAGUACCAAAACAACAUAAUAACUACAUUCUUGAUUUCCUCAAUGAGCAAUAUACGACAAGAGGAGCAUUGUUAAACUGGAACAGGAGGCGCCAUAUAAUUGAAGGGGUGGCUCAAGGAUUACUCUACCUCCACAAACACUCACGUUUGAGGGUAAUACAUAGGGACUUGAAAGCGAGCAACAUUCUAUUGGAUGAAAAUAUGAAUCCGAGGAUAUCAGAUUUUGGCCUUGCCCGAAUAUUUGGAUCGAAUGAAAGCCAUGCUAAUACAAGCAGAGUUGUGGGAACACAUGGUUAUAUGGCUCCUGAGUAUGCCUCGGAGGGACAAUUCUCAAUCAAGUCGGAUGUAUUCAGCUUUGGAGUGUUGCUAUUGGAGAUCAUCUCUGGUAAAAGAAACAAUGGAUUCCACCAAACUGGGAACAGCGGCAAUCUUCUUGGAUAUGAGAAGGUUGGACAAAGGAGUGGUAGGAAAAAAAAGCGCAACACAAAACCUUACAGUCUUUAUGUUUGGCUAUUAUGGACAAGAGAAAAUUGGUGUGAGCUCAUUGACCCUUGCUUAGAUGUUAAGCAUCCAAAUAUGGAGAUUAUGAGAUUCAUUAAUGUCGGGUUAAUGUGCGUACAAGACGACGCAGUCGACCGCCCUACAAUCUCGGAUGCUAUCUCGUUGCUCAUGAAUGAGAGCACAAGCUUGCCUGACCCAAAGAAGCCUGCUUACUUUAGGAACAAAGGAGAAGAUCCAAAGUUAGAGGAACAAUACAGUGUAAACCAGAUGCACUAUGGACGUUAUAAAAACUCAAAUCAGUUUGCAAAACAUCCUGAUGAGGUACACAAUCAUUUGAGUGAUGAUAAGCUGGAUCUUUCUUCUAAUUUGCUUGUCACGCUGAUCCUGUGGUUAAGAUAUUGGUACAACUACUUCUAA